Cladophialophora yegresii CBS 114405 is the source of this 1941-nucleotide messenger RNA. RefSeq lists its product as uncharacterized. The transcript has 2 exons. Lineage: Eukaryota; Fungi; Ascomycota; Eurotiomycetes; Chaetothyriales; Herpotrichiellaceae. The record is from RefSeq and is a predicted model, not a curated record. Bases 1 to 1941 code for a protein of 646 amino acids.
AUGGCUUCUAAUUCGGUUAAUAACAAAAAGUCGAAGGCGCACAACCGCAUGGUACAGCCCGCAUUACCACUGGUCCUGGGGUCGAGGCCUCGAAAAGCGAAACCUGUCACAGUUGAGCCUGAGCCCGAAUCUGAGGUGGUUGCCUCAGAGUCGGCACCCCAACUCCAGGUCAAUGGUAGAGUCCCUGAUACAGAGACGCAGUCUGUUGCGGAAGGGCCUAGUGAUAAGGCGGCCGAAGACACAAGCUCUCCGCGGAAAGAAGAAAAAUCACAACCAGUCACCCCGCGCGACGCUCCGGCUGAGGAACUCGCGACCUACCCUGAAAGCCAUGUCGCAGAAGAGGAGAAAGAGGUGGACAAUGCCUUGGCUAGUCACGAGGUCGAGGCUGAUGUCGGACAUGCUCCAGUGGCCGAAGCAGCAAACAGUCAUACAGCAGAUCCCAGCGUGCAAAUUUCUGUCGCAGAGUCAGACGGAGAACAAGGCAACAGCGUUGACAUAGAUGGCCACUUUCCGGAGUCUACCAAUAGUCCAGUCGGAGACGCUGGUGACGGAGAGCCAACAGUAUCCUCUAGUCCCAAACUCUCCGAACAGACCAACGAACCUCGUUCUACACAACUUUAUGUGAACGGAAACAGCCCAUCGGACUCCACGCCCACGGACAAUGAGGCUCCUCCAUUACAGCAAGAGCAGCCCAAGCAUGAGGAACAGCUUAACCACACUUACGACAGCGGUCGAGCUGAUUCUACUGCGGAGGCAGUUCGCGAACCAGGGAUGAAUGGUUAUCAUCAAGCAGCAACCAGCUCAUUUGUUCCACCUGCGACUGCGUCACGGUCGUUCAAUGCUCUUCCCUCGCUUCAAGAACAUUUGCUUCUGCUCAACGCGACGAAAGAAGGUGUCGACAUCGUCAUCCAGAUCAAUCCGAGCAAUGCGCAGCCUUUUGUCAGCUACGCGCACUCGGUCAUUCUCUUCCGAAGCCUACGACUACGAAGGCUGGUGUCCCGUCAACAACAAGCUAACCACAAUUAUGGCAGCAACGUUGUAACCCUCUAUCCAGCCCGUUAUGUCAUGCCUCAUGCUUUUGAGGCAGCGUUACGCUUCCUCUACUCUGACACGGUUCUGGGGAAGGAUUUCUUCGUCCAACCGCACCCAGGUGCAGAUUACCAGUCUAUCAGAGUCCACAACCUCGACUACCUACUGUCAUACUGGGUCUCUGGUAUCGAACUUGGACUUGAGCCAGUCUCUAUCUGUGCAGAACGACUUCUGAACACCUACCUGGACUGGGAUAUUCUUGAGAUCACUUACAAAUAUGCGAUGGAGCUUGCCAGCUCGCCUUCCCCGUCCCACGGAAAGAACAUGACCGGCUCUGAUUACAUCGUCACCAGCAGCUCCAUUGUCAAGCAGGUCCUUCAGUUCUUGGCCAAUCAUAUCGAUAUCAAGAAUUUCAAGCUGGUUACUGCCAUGAACCACACUCUAGUCCCUUCGCGUCUCCCCCAGGUUGAAGACGGCCGUCCCAAGCACAACCCAGCGCUGGCCUCUAUGGUGUUUGGCUCCAUGCCAUCAUCUGCAGACAUGUCACCAUCUUCGCCACAGUCUGAGAUCCUCCCUACAGGAUCCAACUUCAAAGACACCGUCACCUCCAACAUCUUGCUGAAUGUCGAUUUCGAAAAUCUCUUCGCAUUCAACAACUUCAUCCAAGCACCCACCAUACGUGAUGCUGCAACCACCAAACUCAUGGUCGAUGUGGUCAACGAACGCGAACUCCGCCGCCAGAGGAUCCACGACUCCCACGUCCCCAACAAAGAGCGCAUGGCCAAUUCAGCAGCGUGGGAACCGGUUGGCAUCAAAGAGCUGAUCCUGGAAACCAACGUGCUUCACCGCGACCGUGUAGGUUUCUUGGUGUCAUCCAAAUGGGCAGAAAAUGAGGCAAAAGUGAGGACGUAA